Messenger RNA from Oncorhynchus masou masou (cherry salmon), 762 nucleotides. Its product is annotated as glutathione-specific gamma-glutamylcyclotransferase 1-like. Lineage: Eukaryota; Metazoa; Chordata; Actinopteri; Salmoniformes; Salmonidae. The record is from RefSeq and is a predicted model, not a curated record. Gene Ontology annotation, cellular component: cytoplasm. Gene Ontology annotation, molecular function: glutathione specific gamma-glutamylcyclotransferase activity; gamma-glutamylcyclotransferase activity. The coding region runs from base 181 to 756 and encodes 191 amino acids. The transcript is spliced from 3 exons. Gene Ontology annotation, biological process: glutathione catabolic process.
AGAAACGUCAAAGGCGAUGAUAGGCUUUUAUAGCGAAUAGGUUUGAAAAGUCUCAUGCUUCAGAAUGCAUCUGCAAAACCUAUGAGCUGCAUCGGUAACAUCUUAGAACAGUUAUUUAUUGACAGAAGAAUAUAGACAACACUUUACAUCUACAUCGUACCUCAAUUCUAACGAACCAUAAUGAAGCUUCUGGCUAUUACCACAUCAGAAAAACCCAACCUGUGGAUAUUUGGCUAUGGCUCCUUAGUCUGGAAACCAGACUUCAAAUACAAGAGGAGCAAAGUCGGUUAUAUUGAUGGAUAUAGUCGACGCUUCUGGCAUGGGGACAAUUUCCAUCGAGGAGACAAAGACGUGCCAGGUAGAGUGGUAACUUUGGUGGAAGAUCAAGAUGCUUGCACUUGGGGGGUAGCCUACGAGGUCACUGACUCCCAGUUGGAGGAGUCUCUGCAGUACCUGAAUGUGAGAGAGGCUGUGCUGGGGGGCUACGUCACCAAGAUGGUGGAGUUCAUUCCCAGAGAGAAGUACCAAGGGUCCCUGCUCGCCCUGGUCUACAUUGCCACCUCUGACAACCCCAUAUACCUCGGGCCUGCCACUUCCACAGAGAUAGCUGCUCAGAUUACCAUCUGCAGAGGCAACACGGGCCACAACAUAGAGUACCUCCUCCGCCUGGCUGAGUUCAUGAGGCUGUACUGUCCCGAGGUAGAGGACGACCAUCUCUUCUCCAUAGAGGCAGCCGCCCUGGCUCUGGUCAUCUGAACUACC